UUCCGAUGCCACUCGUCCCGCGUUCUUUCUGUCCCCUUGAUCAAGAAAUUCAAUUUGCGAAUCUCCGUCCACCGACUCAACCGUCCCAGCUCCAACACAUUCAUCCUGCGUAUUUUGCCGCUCGGGUUUCCAAUCACCACUGCCUUCCAAUCCGCUCCACGCCCAUCCUUGCCCUUGAAGUCGGAAAACGUGGCAGUGUUGCGCCGCGUGCCAAAUGUAUGGUUCGGUAUGACCUGAGUCUGCCUGAAUCGCGUGAGGACCAGUGUGAGCAAGAUUGUCAGAAACAAUAGAAUGCCUGCCGUCACUCCAGUCGCCGCUUGCGCUCCAAUAUUUCGUGUCAUGACACCGCCAACCUGCGUCGCGAUUGCCGCGCCGAUAAAACUCAGUGUUUGGCUGGCAAAGAUGCCUGCCGACACUCGUGGGAACGAAGACACCGCUGCGAAAACAAUAGGAACAGCAAAAGGAUAGGGAUUUCCCGCACUCGACACUGUAUAUCCCAACCCUACAAGAGGCAGCGUGAGCGUGAAGAUGAUGCGACGCACAAAAUGGCUGGACCAGGUGACUUGUUUUUCGAAUGUCAUGGAGUCGGUCCGAAACGGCUUUUUGCGCGAGCGUGAAAAGAUGCCCGCUUUUGUCAACGGGACAGCAAGCAUAGCCCCGAUCGCGAUGGCCAGCACACCCAAUCCGACAAAUCGAGGUCUCCAUUUGUAGUCUGUUGAAAGCAGCGCACCGAGCAGAACAAUCACUAACACAAUUUGCGCAUAGAUCCAGCCCAGGUACAGCGCCAAAACGAGAAACCCGGGCUGGCCGAUCAUCAUGGUUGUGAGCUUUAAGCCAGCCCACACUUCCUCGAACCAAUAAACAGGGCCUUCGGUCGAGAUGUGCAGCUUGAUCUCGCCACGGGCAACUCGCCGCGUGAUGUAGUUCUCGUCCCGGUCGUAGACUUCUGUGACCGACCGGCGGAACGCAGAGCGGCGUGUCUCGGGCGCCACGACAUUGAGCACAAGAGCAGCUGCCAGUAUGAUGAUGACUACAUAGAAGCCCCAGUCCGGCGUGGAGUUGUUGAUGAUUGCAGCCCCGACCUGGAAACCAACCGCCAGACUGCCAAUAGAACACCAAGACCAUAUCCCCAACCACAUGCCCAAUCCACCCCCAUGCCUGCGAGGAUCACUCCCGACCGUGAACUCUUGAUGUGGGUGCUUCGACUGAAGUGACGCGCCGAAUAAGUCAAGCAGAAUGGCGAUAUAAUUAACAUUGGCAAAGCCUAGAACAAGUCCCGAGAAGCCGCGAGUCAACAACAGGCCUUUGAUGUAUCCAAUAUCGUUUGGUGACCGCUUUGCGCUAAUGACAAGUGCCUGCGGGAAUUGAAGUGGCAUAGCAAGCAUGAGAGAUGCUAGUAUGUACGGUUUGCGGCCAUGGAGUAGGGGAAGAGGCCACGCCACCAGCGUAGACACCGCGAGGCCGGAAUAGAGACUGAUAAAAUGAGCUAUUAUCUGAUAGAUCAACGGAGAAUAACGUACGCAACAUUUCCAAUGAUGACGCGAUGAUGUUCGUCUGCCAAUACGUACUGGAUGCGAGGAACUUCCCC
Periconia digitata is the source of this 1588-nucleotide messenger RNA. NCBI's taxonomy places the organism in Eukaryota, Fungi, Ascomycota, Dothideomycetes, Pleosporales, Periconiaceae. The record is from the annotation of a GenBank genome assembly.